AUGGAGUUUGCCAUGGUGGGUGCGGACGGCGGGUGCAAUAGUCACCUGCCUUACGGAUAUGCCCAAGCUCGCGCACGGGAGAGGGAGCGCGAGAGGGAGCGCCAGGUUGCCCAGUCUAGAGCGGCGGCUGCUACGGCCGCUUCCGAAGGUGGAUCCGGUGCAGAGGGAGAAGGAGGAGGAGGUGGUAGUGGUGGUGGUGGUGGUGGUGGUGGCGGCGCCGGGGGGUCCACCUCCACCACCUCCUCCUCCUCCUCCUCCUCCUCGAGCGCUCAUCUCCUUAACAACCGCCAGCAUCAGUCUCGCGCCGCCUCCUCCUCCUCCUCCUCCUCGAACGCCAACAUCAGCAGCGGCGGUACCGCCUCGCGCCCCUCCUCCUCCUCCUCCACCUCCGCCUCCUCCUCCUCCUCGCAGCCGCCACAGCACCAGCAGGAGCCCGAGCAGCAGCAGAGGGUUCUCAGAGAAAGGAAAAAGCAGCGCGGGGUCGGACGGUGGAGACGCAGCCGGACCACUCUCGGAGGGGACCUGCGCCACUCGGAGCUGGCGCUGCUCGGAUCCGAGGAGGACAUCAUGAUAGAGGAGGAAGAGGCCGAGGGAGCUGAGGAGGAAGAGGAGGAGGAGGAGGUGGUAGUGGUGGGAGGGGGUCGGGGAAGCAAAAGGUCGAGUUUUCUGUGUAACAUGGAUGAUGAGGAGACCGUCUCGAUCACUGACAGGCGUCCUCAGUCCGGAUACGAAAAUGUUUACAACGAGGGUGGCUGCUGCGAGAGAGUUGUCAUCAACGUGUCGGGUCUGAAGUUUGAAACUCAGCUCAAGACUCUCACUCAGUUCCCGGACACUCUCCUGGGAGACCCCGACAAGCGAAUCAGGUACUUCGAUCCGCUGAGGAACGAAUACUUCUUCGAUCGGAACCGACCAAGUUUUGACGCCAUUCUUUACUAUUACCAGUCAGGGGGGAGGUUGAAAAGACCAGCCAAUGUCCCGUUUGACAUCUUCUCCGAGGAGGUGAAGUUUUAUGAACUCGGGGAGGAGGCGAUACUAAAGUUUCGUGAGGAUGAGGGUUUUGUCAAAGAGGAGGAAAAGCCUCUGCCUGAGGACGAGUUCAAGCGCCAAAUUUGGCUGCUUUUUGAGUAUCCGGAGAGCUCCAGCCCUGCCAGGGGGAUAGCGGUCGUGUCCGUCUUGGUUAUAGUUAUUUCUAUUGUCAUUUUUUGCCUGGAGACGCUGCCGGAGUUCAGGGAUGAAAAAGAGUACCUACAGCCACGACACAACUCCACUCAACCUGACCACGGAUUUACCCCUUUCAACGACCCGUUUUUCAUCGUGGAGACGGUUUGCAUCAUCUGGUUCUCCUUUGAGAUUAUAGUCCGCUUCUUUGCGUGUCCGAGCAAACCGGUUUUCUUUAAAAACAUUAUGAACUCAAUAGACAUUGUAUCCAUUUUGCCUUAUUUCAUAACUCUCGGCACGGACCUGGCGCAGCACCAAGGCAACGGGCAGCAAGCGAUGAGCUUUGCCAUCCUGAGAAUAAUCCGCCUGGUCAGGGUGUUUCGCAUCUUCAAACUGUCCAGGCACUCCAAGGGGCUUCAGAUCCUGGGUCAUACCCUGCGCGCCAGCAUGAGGGAGCUGGCCCUCCUCAUUUUCUUCCUGGUCAUAGGUGUCAUCCUCUUCUCCAGCGCGGUGUAUUUCGCCGAGGCGGACGAGCCCACCUCUCAGUUCACGAGCAUCCCCGACGCUUUCUGGUGGGCGGUGGUGACCAUGACCACGGUGGGCUACGGAGACAUGAAGCCCAUCACUGUCGGUGGGAAGAUAGUGGGCUCCCUCUGCGCGAUUGCGGGUGUGUUAACCAUCGCGCUCCCGGUGCCGGUCAUAGUGUCCAACUUCAACUACUUUUACCACAGGGAGACGGAUAACGAAGUCCAGACACCGGUGGUGGAGAGCAUGCCACCGGGCUGCCCGUAUUUCCCAGACUUUCUAAGGAAAUUCAAAGGCUCGCCCUCGGGCUCCUCACUGGGUGACAAAGCGGAGUAUAUGGAGAUGGAGGAAGGGGUGACGGAGUCGCUUUGCGGGCUGGACAAGAGCCCCAGUAAAGGAAACGGCACAGACAUAAGCAGAAAAAACAGUACUAACUCAAAAUCCAUUCAGACUGACGUGUGA
Molecule: messenger RNA, 2145 nt
Organism: Scomber japonicus (chub mackerel)
Lineage: Eukaryota; Metazoa; Chordata; Actinopteri; Scombriformes; Scombridae
Gene: kcna4
Product: potassium voltage-gated channel, shaker-related subfamily, member 4
Exons: 1
Coding region: 1-2145 (714 amino acids)
Biological process (GO): protein homooligomerization; potassium ion transmembrane transport
Cellular component (GO): voltage-gated potassium channel complex; membrane
Molecular function (GO): potassium ion binding; delayed rectifier potassium channel activity; protein binding
Source: RefSeq, a predicted model, not a curated record